Messenger RNA from Saccharomyces kudriavzevii IFO 1802, 720 nucleotides. It is a transcript of the gene SBA1, whose product is annotated as Hsp90 cochaperone SBA1. Gene Ontology annotation, molecular function: Hsp90 protein binding; protein-folding chaperone binding. Lineage: Eukaryota; Fungi; Ascomycota; Saccharomycetes; Saccharomycetales; Saccharomycetaceae. The transcript has a single exon. Gene Ontology annotation, cellular component: nucleus; cytosol. Gene Ontology annotation, biological process: protein folding; chaperone-mediated protein complex assembly. The record is from RefSeq and is a predicted model, not a curated record. The coding region runs from base 1 to 720 and encodes 239 amino acids.
AUGUCCGAGAAAGUUAUCAAUCCUCAAGUCGCAUGGGCUCAAAGAUCCAGUACUACUGAUCCAGAAAGGAACUAUGUUCUAAUGACCGUGUCAAUUGCUGACUGUGAUGCGCCAGAAUUAACUAUUAAACCUACCUACAUCGAAUUAAAGGCUCAAUCAAAGCCUCACGUUGGUGACGAAUCUGUUCAUCAUUAUCAACUACACAUUGAUCUAUAUAAGGAAAUUAUACCUGAAAAAACAAUGCACAAAGUUGCUAAUGGCCAACACUAUUUUUUGAAAUUGUACAAAAAGGAUUUGGAAUCCGAAUACUGGCCACGUUUGACAAAGGAGAAGAUGAGGUACUCUUACAUUAAGACAGACUUCGAUAAGUGGGUUGAUGAAGAUGAACAAGACGAAGUUGAAGUUGAAGGCAACGAUGCCGCUCAAGGAAUGGAUUUCAGCCAAAUGAUGGGUGGUGCCGGCGGUGCCGGUGGUGCAGGUGGUGCUGGAGGCAUGGAUUUCAGCCAAAUGAUGGGUGGUGCCGGUGGUGCCGGAGGUCCUGGAGGCAUGGACUUCAGUCAAAUGAUGGGUGGUGCAGGCGGCGCCGGUUCUCCAGAUAUGGCUCAGUUGCAGCAAUUAUUGGCGCAAAGUGGUGGUAAUUUGGAUAUGGGGGAUUUCAAAGAAAACGAUGAAGAAGAUGGGGAAGAGGAAGAGGAAGCAGAACCAGAAGUCAAAGCAUGA